CCUGGAAAGGCAGAUCCUGUCCCAGUCACCAUGGAUCACCUGCCACCACGUCAGCCUCACAGUCAGAGUCUCCUGGAUGUGAUGGCAGCCUCUUUUUGCCUGGAAUUGGUGCUGCCUCAGCAUCCUGGAAUUCCCAUCUUUUACCAGAGGCCCCUCUCAUCACAUGGAAACACCAUCAACGUCUUCUAAUGUGGAGCUGUCCCUGCUCUGCAUGUGGCCACAGUUCCUCAUGUGAACAUUCAAAUGUGAUCACCACAAGUCUCCUCAGUCCCAGAAACCUUUGGGAUAAUCUCAAAAAAUGGGAUGUGUGGAACCAACACAGGAAAAAACCCUCCCGUGUGCACUGCUGCCUUGAAAGCCGCUUUGUUUAGACUCAACCCAUCCAUUCCAUGAAUGAACAUUUAAAAAAUCUUAAUAAUAGAACAAAAAUUACAAAACAGAGAGUGUGAGGACCCAGCACCCUGAAGGGAGGCCCAAGAGCAAGAGCGAGAAAGGAGAAAUUUCAGCCUAAACUUUGACCAUAGAGGCAGGAAAAAAAGGAUUCACAUUGACCAAAAAUUUCCACCCACCGGCCCCCAGAGAUCCCGGCCAAGGGCAGAGGGGACACAUGAGCAAUGACAACUCCAAGUUCCAGGCGUGGUUGUCCCACUGCUUCAGCACCUGGCUCCCCCCAGGCACAUUGUUAAGAGUCCCUGCGUCCCAAGGUCAUUCCUUGGGAAGGGAUGGGAAUACCUCAGAGCUCCCUCCCUCCGGCGCCAUUAACGCAAAUCCAUUAGAAAAUUUGCAUCUGUUGUUCCUCUGGAGGAGUAAUUAUGGGACACAAUUGAGGUGGUGAGCAAACAGAAAGAGGCAGAGAUUAAACACCGGAAGACACGUGAGGGGAUACACUGGGUGAUCCAGGGGGUCAGAAUUGCCAAGGGAUGCCUCAUUUCCAGGGGAAGAGGCUUUGGAGCGUAUAAAAGGCUCCCCAUCCCAGGGGUCUUCAUUCGAUCAUCUCGACUUCUCCUCUCCUCCCUUCACUGCUCAGCAGGCUUCGCCUCCACUCCCAUCACCAAGAUGCCCAACGGAUGCUGCGGUGGCGGAAGUAGCUACACCAUGUGCUGCUACAGCAGCCCCAAGAGCUGCAAGAGGCCAAUGUGCUGCAGCCCCAUGCAGUGCUGCAGCUCCUGCUGCAGCCCCUGCUGCAUGCCCUGCUGCAUGCCCAUGCAGUCCUGCUGCAUGCCCUGCUGCUACACCAUCAGCAGCAACAACAGCGGCUGCUGUGGCGGCAGCAGCAGCAGCGGCUGCUGCGGCAGCAGCUAA
Molecule: messenger RNA, 1302 nt
Organism: Passer domesticus (house sparrow)
Lineage: Eukaryota; Metazoa; Chordata; Aves; Passeriformes; Passeridae
Product: keratin-associated protein 5-8-like
Exons: 2
Coding region: 1057-1302 (81 amino acids)
Source: RefSeq, a predicted model, not a curated record